Seriola dumerili (greater amberjack) is the source of this 1953-nucleotide messenger RNA. Its product is annotated as up-regulator of cell proliferation-like. The transcript is spliced from 2 exons. NCBI's taxonomy places the organism in Eukaryota, Metazoa, Chordata, Actinopteri, Carangiformes, Carangidae. Bases 907 to 1953 code for a protein of 348 amino acids. The record is from RefSeq and is a predicted model, not a curated record. Gene Ontology annotation, molecular function: GTP binding.
CCACAGAGACACACCAAGAGAGGUUACUAGAAGACCUGGGGUUGGAGCAACACUACACAGAGAAGUUAUCACUGAGCAGAAUACUUCAGAUUGAUGAGAAGACCAUUACUGAUGUAACUGCCAAGUGUCAAUCAGAUCUUCCAUGGUAUUUUCUGAAGAAACUAAUGAUGGUUAAUGUGACAGCCAGGAAUGCAAAAUGUACAUCAGAAUGUGAAUCUGACUGUGAUGCUGUAUCAGGGAAUACGAAGUUAGAUCUGAGGAAUCUGGUUGAUAGUCCAAACUCAGGUGACAUGCUGAACCCCCUUGACAUCAUCACUGCUCUCUUUCUGUGUUCUGAUGCUUUUGUACAGCAGGAGAUGGCACUCAAAAUGUCUAUGUGUCAGUUUUCUGUGCCGCUGCUGCUCCCUAAUUGUGACACACAACAGUGCACACUCAUGCUUUGGGCCUUGAGGGAUAUUGUUAAAAAGUACAGACCUCAGUCACUUUCACAAUCCAAGGGUUUUAUUGAAGACAGAAUUGUUCUCUCUGAACUUCCAAUGAUAUCCUUUGUGAGACUGGGAGAAUGCUCCUUGUCCAAGUCAGAGAUUCUCAAUAAGCUUCUGAGCAAUUCUCAGCAGUACCAUGACACCUUUGUUCACCACGAUAUGGAGUGUGGCGACAGUCCAAGAAGAAUAUCUGAUGGACUGACUGAAAUUACUUGGUACCUUCCUUGUGGAAACAAAAACAUUGAUAUUUUCAGUGAGCCAAUAGCUGUAGCUAACCUUCGUGGGGACAUUACUUCAUUUGAAACACAGUUUUCUUUUUUGUGUCAGACAUCUGCUGCAGUUUUUGUCUUCUUUGACAGUCUAAAAUCUGGUUGCAGACUUCUGACCAACCAGAACUACAAGGCACAGAUCUUCUUGGCGGAUGAAUGACGCAGACUUCGUCAAAAAUUUGAGGAAAACUGUCAGCGAUGUAGUUGAGAACUCAAAGAUGAAGAUGUGCAUAGAGCAGAUGGCUGACAUUGCCCAUGAACUGGGAAUCUUGGUUGAUGAAGACUGUCCAGAGUGCCAGAUUGCCAAGGUAAAUGCAGAUGCCAUCACUGCAGAUAUUCAAGACACCCUUAAAUACAAAGAAGAGCAGCUUCCCCUGCAAGGCCAAAUAUGGAAAGACCUCACGAGCUUAGAGAAGGAAGAAUUUCGGCUUCGAAAAGUUGGGUCUGAAGACAUAGAAAAAUACAAAAGUGAUCUUCAGGUACAGAAAGAAAAACUUCGGGAAAAACAGAACUCUUAUGACAUUUCAAAUGCAAUGACAUGUUUCAUCCAUGCAAUAUCAAGCCCAGGGACAGAGAGAUGUUAUUUCCUGAAGUGGAUUCGAAUUAAUCUUGACAACCUGUCUCGAGACAAAAUGUCUUUCCUCAGGGAACAGUACAAAGAAAAAUCCAAGAAUUCUGAGAACAAAAAUGUGCUUAAAGACAUUGACAGAGAACUUUCCAACAGCUCACUGGGGACUGAACACUUCUUCCGUGAAAUGGGUCAGAUCUACGAAGCUUCAGUUUCCCUUCCAGAAACAGACCCAUCACGUCAACAGUUGCAACAUCUGCCCAAACUUUGUGCAGGAUUGCUGCUGGAUGGAUUUCCCCUUGAGCUUGUAGAUGGAGAUGCCUCCAACAUACCUCUCAGAUGGGUGAGUGAUGUUCUCUCUCAGCUCCAUGACUUGGUGUCUCCCAAGAACAAGAUACUGGUAGUCACAGUUCUUGGAGUUCAGAGCACAGGAAAGUCCACUCUUCUUAACACCAUGUUUGGAGUGCAAUUUGCAGUCAGCAGUGGUCGAUGCACUCGAGGUGCUUUUAUGUUGCUCAUCCGAAUCAAUGACGAUGUCAGAAAAGUGCUCAACUGUGACUUCAUGGUGAUCAUUGACACUGAGGGCUUAAAGUCACCAGAGCUUGCACAACUAGACACCGAUGAGCACUGA